Molecule: messenger RNA, 885 nt
Organism: Pristis pectinata (smalltooth sawfish)
Lineage: Eukaryota; Metazoa; Chordata; Chondrichthyes; Rhinopristiformes; Pristidae
Product: fibroblast growth factor 17-like
Exons: 5
Coding region: 1-885 (294 amino acids)
Biological process (GO): positive regulation of gene expression; positive regulation of cell population proliferation; regulation of cell migration
Cellular component (GO): cytoplasm
Molecular function (GO): growth factor activity; type 2 fibroblast growth factor receptor binding; type 1 fibroblast growth factor receptor binding
Source: RefSeq, a predicted model, not a curated record
AUGCAAAGGUUCCCAAGUACGCAACUGCCCUCCAAGAGCUGCUGCUUCUUCGGCAGUCCUUCAGGACCAUGGAUAACCUGCUUCCACACCAGAUUUGUGGGAUAUGAGCUGGUUGUAGCCACAGGCAUUGACAGCUCAAGCUUUAGUGUGAAGGACCAAAUGUUUGAUCCUACACAAAGUUUGCCAAGAAGUUCCAAUGAAAGAGCAGAGGGGAGCAUCAACAUCCAAGAUAUGCAUGGGAUCUGGUCCAGAAAGGGGAGCCCCAAGGGGGAGAAUCAAUCGUCUCCUAAUUUUAAUCAGCACGUCAAAGACCACGCUCGGAACACGGACCAGCUGAGCCGGAGACACAUCCGCGUCUACCAGCUGUACAGUCGCACCAGCGGAAAACACGUCCAGAUCCUUGGCAAGAGAAUCAACGCAACUGCUGAGGACGGCAGUAAAUACGCGAAGGCCAUGAGUUUAAUGGAGCGUUCUAUUCUUGCAGCUAAACUGCUGGUGGAAACGGACACGUUUGACAGUCGAGUGCGGAUUCGGGGAGCAGAGACGGGACAUUAUAUCUGCAUGAACAGAAAAGGGAAACUUGUAGGAAAGCUGGUCGGCAAAGGCAAGGAUUGCAUUUUCACGGAAAUAUUGCUGGAAAAUAAUUACACCGCGCUGAGGAACACCAAAUAUGAAGGGUGGUACAUGGCCUUCACCAGGAAGGGCCAGCCCAGGAAAGCAACAAAGACCAGGCAAAACCAGAGAGAGGUCCACUUCAUGAAAAGACUGUUCAAAGGGGAGCCGCUCUUCCCAAACCGGGACCGUCAAAGGCACUUUGAGUUUAUAAAUUACCCUGUCACCAAAAGGACUCGGAGAACACGCCUUCCCAAGCGCCACCGGACCUAG